AAGUAGCACACGGACCAUAGGUGCGGCACGCUGCUGACAUGCGCGUGUCCGUGGAGAAGGCGCACGCCCGCUCCAAUGAAAGCCGUCCGUGCCUCCGUCCGUCGGUCCACGCAGCAGUCUUCCAUUUUAGCGGCGCUUGACCGGAACAGAUGUCGCCGUGUGUGUCCCGAGGGGACAGGCGGUAUGUCUCCUUCUGAUCAUUAGAAUGCAUUGAUGCGGAAAAACAACCGGCCGAUGAAAACAAGCGACUGUGGAGGUCAGUGAUGACAUCUCUCUGGCAUUGUCUGACACUUCCUAAUUCCUAACUACAUUACCAUGGCGACAGGAAGAAAAGGCUCCACCUCCAGGGCUGGUGGGGUGCAUUUCCCUGACGACGAGGAGCCCCCUGGCUCUCCAACACGGAGAGACGACGAGUCCAACAUUUGUACCCUCAUUGCUGUCCUGCAGAAAGAUGGCAGCUACCUGGUCAAGGCUGGUUUCCUGAAGUGCCACCACUGCUAUGAGAUUGUCUUCACUGUCCCAGAUGUCCCCACCCUGGGCAAAGAGCUCUCUUGUCUCCCUUCUUCCUCUCCAGCUCGGCGGUUCCCCAACCUGCGGGUCCAUCGUAUUAGUUCCACUGUGGAGGGAGGAGUAAAGGUAACGUGUGAGUACAGGACUCACCAGGAGGGAGUGCUGCAGGAGGAGAUCACCCUGGUAACCAGAGGGAGGAAAGGAAGCAGUCUGAAGGUCAGAUUCCAGGCAAAGAUCAUUGACCCACAUCACGGGACUCCCAUGCUGCUGGAGGGGGUGAAGUGUCUGGAUGCUCAGAAACACCCACACAGGAAGCAGAGCAGUGAACGAGAGAGGAUGUGACACAAUGGUGCAGACAUGUUUCUGUGUCUGGAUCAGGGCCCAACACCAAAUUAUAAACCGCUUUAGUGGACAGGGAAUGCCUCUGGAAUGCUAUGUUUUGCUAUUGUGAGAUUUUCAGAUAAUGAGAAACUGUCAAAAACCAUGACAUUAAAUAUGUGCUUGAUGGUGAGGCUCUUCCCCCCCAAAAUGUAAAAACACUAGUACCAAUUACCACAUUUACUUGUCUGAGGUCUACUCUUAUGUUGACUGUGUUGAUCUGCAGCUGGUCAGCUCGAUGUGCAUUAGUCCAAACGUAAUAGAGACUCAGCUCAAAUCCAAUCCACUAGUAGUUAGCAGGGCUUGUGCAGGAUGAAACACUAUUACUAACCCAAAUAUUUGAUUGCACUUUGUUAUUGCACCAAUACUAUUCUCACUGUAGACUUUAGUGUAGACGUUGGUGUGCUUUAGUAGACCUGUUCAGUGCACUGGGGCAGCAUGGCAUGUUUGCCAUAAGAUCUCUUCAUAACAAGUCCACCUUUUGCUAUCAGGUAACAUCAUUCCAGCACUUCAAGCAAAAAGAUGUCCAUAGAACCCACUGUCUGUUGUAUGUAUUUUAUCUGUGAAUUUUACAAUAUGCAACGUUGCAUUAGAUGUUAAAAAUCACAGUAAUUAUAACAUUUUUGAUGUGCUUACGAAACAGGACAUAUUAUCCAAAGAUUGAUUGUGAUGUAAAACUGAACCGAAUAAACAGUUUAUUACCGGGCAGGAAAUGCCAUUACUGGUAUUAUUAAAUCAUAUUUUAUAUAAUAGAAGUUUCAAAAAUAUGUUGACAUGAUCUAAGCAUCUUUUCUGUAAGACAUUGCCUUUUUCAUGUGUAUCAUGCCAGCUUCCAUCAAAUAUUGCAAUAACAUGUUGAAGUUGUUUUGAAUAUGCUGUUAUAACACACUGCUAUGAUGGAACAGCAAAAACACUGGUGUUUUACCCUUUAUUUGCAUGAUUAAGACUGUAUGUAAGGAAGUUUAACUUCAGAAGUUUUAUCACAUGAGUAGACAAAGAUAAUGUUUGUAUUGCUGUUCAAUCAAGCUUGAUACAUACAUUCCUCGGGUGAUGAACUGCAUUCGGACAUGCUAAACUUCUCACUCACUUCCUGGUUUCAGGACUCAAACUAUUUAGGCUGAAAAACAUGACCUAGUAAACAUUUAACCUACUAAAAAUGUCUGAGCAACCUGUAAGGACAACUCUCCCCACUAAUCAUAUCCGGACAGUUAGCCACAGAUUGUAGUAGUGAGAGGCUUCUCAAAACUGGAUGAUGUGGUUAAAAAACUGUUCAUUAUAAACCUCUGAGUCAUAACAUCAAGAAUUUGUCUUUCACUAUUUACACCCAUCAGUCUGUAAAUGUCAACUCAAGCAGAGAGAGAAUAAAGCUGACAACAGUAUAA
Messenger RNA from Pungitius pungitius (ninespine stickleback), 2270 nucleotides. RefSeq names its product adipose secreted signaling protein (gene adisspa). The transcript is spliced from 6 exons. The record is from RefSeq and is a predicted model, not a curated record. Bases 316 to 852 code for a protein of 178 amino acids. Lineage: Eukaryota; Metazoa; Chordata; Actinopteri; Perciformes; Gasterosteidae.